AUAAGAGAAGUCACAUGGAGUGACUCUUUAGUCUUUACAGCUAGAAAGGGAUCGUUUUAGAAAUAUUUUGCAUCUCUUAAUUCCUCAUGUAACUACUGUUUUGUCCUACUAAUGAAUGAGACAAAUUAUCAUUAGUUAUAAAUGUAAUUAACAAUAUCUUUGAUUGCGACAAUUUAUACGAUGUAAUGCCGUGGCGGCUGUCUGAAUAGUCCUAGAAAUAUAUAAUUAGUGUAAGAUUUUUCCGCGUGAUUUAGGUAUAAAUACGAGGACAAGAUCAAUCAAAAUUGUAAACUCACAACCUCCUAAGUGUCGAAGACAAUCAAAAAAUUCCAAAGGAGAAGUUUUAAGAAGAGGGAACAAUGAAGACAAAGGUGGUUGUUAAUGUGUCAGUGAAUGGAGGUCAAUCUCGUCCAAGUAAUUGGAAGCGUAUUUUUUGUUGCCUGGUUCAAGACACUUCAUGCAAGGAUAAGGCCAUGACAAUUGCAGCAACUUUACCAGGGGUGGAGAAUGUAAGUUUAGAAGCAGCAAAUAACUUGUUGACAGUGAUAGGAGUGGGAAUAGACACUGUAGAGCUGGUGAAUAUACUUAGGAAGAAAGUUGGAUUUGCUACUGUUGUGAGUGUUGGUCCAGCGGAUGAAAAGAAGAAAGAAGACAAACCUGCUGAUGACGAGAAAAAACAGCCAGUUCCAGGAGUUUAUUGUUGUAAUAAUAAUCAAGUGCGCCCUAUGGUUGAGGUGUUUGAAAUUAGAGAUCCUUACUAUUACAACAACUCAUGCUAUCCUUGGUGAUAAACUCAGAUUAAAAUACGAAGAAUUAUAGUAUAUUAUGAAGGUAUGGUGAUUGGGUCAAAAAAAAUAGUAUAGAAAAAUUGAGAUUGAUUCCUUAUAAGCACAUUAAUUAUCGUCUUGUCAAUUGUGUUGGCUUGACAUCUAAUGUGUUGAACUUGUAGUGGUUCCUGGAGUGCUUACUUUUGUACUUAGCAGAGCUGAAAUUAAUUAAGUGUAAUACACAAUUUUCCCAAUUUGCUUC
Messenger RNA from Lycium barbarum (goji berry), 1029 nucleotides. Its product is annotated as heavy metal-associated isoprenylated plant protein 41-like. Bases 360 to 788 code for a protein of 142 amino acids. The transcript is spliced from 3 exons. NCBI's taxonomy places the organism in Eukaryota, Viridiplantae, Streptophyta, Magnoliopsida, Solanales, Solanaceae. The record is from RefSeq and is a predicted model, not a curated record.